Alternaria alternata is the source of this 969-nucleotide messenger RNA. RefSeq lists its product as hypothetical. The record is from RefSeq and is a predicted model, not a curated record. The coding region runs from base 230 to 751 and encodes 173 amino acids. Lineage: Eukaryota; Fungi; Ascomycota; Dothideomycetes; Pleosporales; Pleosporaceae. The transcript has a single exon.
CGGGGGCUACGUAUUUACCCCCGCUUUUCGCUCCACCCGUUACUUCUAUCCCCGUCACCAUCGCCAUUGAAUCAACCUUCGCAUGGUCGAGGUCUGCUGAACUCUACUGCCCCUCCUCCCCUUCGCUCGUCGAAUACUGUGCGCUUCAUCUAAGCCGUCUCGCUGCUGGUCGGCGAUCGCCACACGAAAAUGGGGCCUCGAUUACUGGCAAGUAGAGAAGGUUGCCGACAUGGCUUGGAAAGAGCUGCUCGAAGCUUGGUAUCGCUCGGCCCGGUUUCACAUGGGCAAGGAUCUCGGAUAUAUCGAACGCUUCUUAUCUUCGAAUGUAGCUCGUCUAGACACACCCCGUCACCAUCUCAUCACGAAGAUCAGUAUUACUUUCAAUCAGAGGGACGUAGUUUUUCUCGGAAAACCAUUGGGGGGAGACGUUACAAGGGUUCCUACGUCUCGCGCACGUAUAUUGGAACGACUAGAACACCUUUUCCUGUUGAAGCGCGGUGCCUCGAUUCAUCUUUAUGUGAUCAUAGGCUGUAGGUGGACUCGCCGUAUGAUGAUGAUAGACGCCCGAUCCCCGCGUCGCGAGAGGAAAGUUCUGCGACAGGUCACCACCGUGAUGUCCGAUGUUCUUUCGUGUCUGAGUGCUAAGGGAUACCGCCUUGCUAUGGGUAUCCAACUUUUCUCGAGACGGCCAGACAAAAGCUCACUAUUUGACUUAUGCUCGGGGAAUUUACCCCUUGAGGAAGAGGCCUAGGUACUUUGCUAACGAAGACGGUUCCUGUUUGAUAUGGCGGUAUGUUUUUGGUUUCGACCGCGAGAGAAAGACACAUGGCUGAUUGUGAUUAGGAAGCGUGUAUCAGGCACUCCCUUAAUGUUACAUUAGUAGCACAUCGAUGGCACACACUUUUCGCGUGUUACCGUGCCAAGACGCUACCGAGAUCCCUGUGCUGCUGCCUAAAUCAAAAGACCCUC